Molecule: messenger RNA, 500 nt
Organism: Cucurbita maxima (winter squash)
Lineage: Eukaryota; Viridiplantae; Streptophyta; Magnoliopsida; Cucurbitales; Cucurbitaceae
Exons: 10
Coding region: 60-500 (146 amino acids)
Source: RefSeq, a predicted model, not a curated record
AUCUUGGGCAUGCUGUGUAGUUCCAUUAGGAAGUUUGUCAUCAUUUCAAAUUGCAGCAAAUGAUCGUAAUGAGUUGCUUCCAGGAAUCUGGGAAGUAUUCUUUUAGCAUGCCAAACGAAUGGAACUUUUCUUUCGAUUACCUCUAUGGAGCGAUGCUUAUUCUUGCAUUCUACGUGCCAGGAAGUCCACAUAUGUACCGCUCGAUGCUUAUUCUUGCAUUCUACGUGCCAGGAAGUCCACAUAUGUACCGCUCGAUGCUUAUUCUUGCAUUCUACGUGCCAGGAAGUCCACAUAUGUACCGCUCGAUGCUUAUUCUUGCAUUCUACGUGCCAGGAAGUCCACAUAUGUACCGCUCGAUGCUUAUUCUUGCAUUCUACGUGCCAGGAAGUCCACAUAUGUACCGCUGCAUGCUUGUUCAGAGGUCAAAAGCUCUCUCAAAAUCCAAAAAAGAGUACAAAAAAAAGAAGGUUAAUGUUAUUCUCCCAUUCAGUUCGUCUUAA